AGGAUGUCAGAUUUCUAUACUUUGGGUUCUCCUCCGCAGAGAGAGAUGCGAAUAGACUUGCACCCUUUCAAGCCCUGGGUUAUGUUCGUACCGAACGGCAAAGAUCUGCACAUUCACGACUACGAGACUGGCAAAGCGAUCUCCUUAUGGCGAAUCCCAAAAGAGUACGAUGUCCAAGGGGCGAAAUUCAUCGUGCAGAAAAACUGGAUUGUGCUGAGGCAUGCCACUGGUUUUCUGGUUUGCCCAGUCGACGGUUUGAACCCACCGCUGCAUCACAGCUGCUGCGGCGCCAGAGAACCGCCAUUCGAUAAGUUGCAGGCAGCUGACUUGCCGUCGUUGCCGAUCAUCAAAGAAGAAAAGAUGUGCACGCCAAGAAUCGCAGUCCACCAAAGUUUGCCGUAUCUGUUGUCCGGCAGUGGCCACAUCGUUCUAUGGGACUGGGACCGCAACUGGGAGAAGACUUCCUUUAAAGGCCAUUCUCGAUCGGUGACCGAUGUGAUAUUUCAUCCGGCGGAUCCGCGCGUCUUCGCGAGCGCCUCGUACGACGGCACAGUCAAGGUGUGGAGUACGGAAAGUAACUCUGCGGUUCGAACGCUGCGAGCGCCUAACAUGCGAAGGGUUAACAGGAUACAAUUUUGCACCGGACUUCUGAAUCAGAAGAAGAAGAAGCUCCUGGUGUCGACCACAAACGGGUUGGAACCGUUCGCCCGCGUGUGGGACUACGAGAACUCAGUUUGCAUCGCCAAAUUGGGAGAAGGGCGUGUCCGGCACGGCAUUAUCGGGGCCUUCAGCUAUCCGACCUUGCCGUACAUCUUUACGGCAAGCAGGGAGGGAGGAAUCAAAGCGUGGAGAAAGUCAAACUACAAGCUCGUUUCAUCUCACUGGCCCUGCCAAAGGGCAGGCGGGACACUCUCAGGCGGUCCCGGACAGGGUGCCGGAUCCGUUGUGGCGGUCACGCCAUGCCAAAACUGCAAUGUGUUUGUUAUGGCGCUGCGAGGAGCGUUCUUGGUAGUUGAGGUACGGAUGACGGGAGUGGGAGAAGAAGGGCACCCUGAACCGCUGCAGGGAGAAUCUGUUUCUGAAUCGGGUUCGGAUUCGGUUUCUCAAUCUGCGCUCGGUCCCGUUUAUGAGCCGCAGCAGGUGUCAGCAAUGUCACAGGAGAACCAACCGUUGCAAGGUGGGGGAGAUUCACUUUCUGCAGAACACGAGAUGAUUGAUCUUCGCACGGAUUCACCGCUCGAUGUCAUGGGCGAGCGAGGGCAGGUGUUAGACCGGGAAAAUGAACGACAGGUGCUGAGAGAGUCCCUUUGCUCUGUGUUGAAAGGGGAUGGGGAAGAGGAGGAUGGGGAAGAGGAGGAAGGCCAGAGGAGCAAAGUCGAGAUAGAACCAGAGAAGGAAAUCGAGGGGCAAACUGGGGCCCAUGUCAGGCUGCAUCGCAAGCGGCGCAAGAAAGCGCUCGACGAUUUGGGAGAAGAAUCGCUCUCUGCAAUCAUAACAGCUGCUCACGAGCCUAUCAGUACGUCACUCAAUGCCAUGCGGUCUGGGAGUACACCAGUCAGUGGCGUGCAUAGCACGUCACGCGAUGCAAUUGAUCAGUCGAGGGAGGCCACGUUCAAAAAGGAAAAGGAGGAAGUACAGGUGCGGAUGUGGAGAUCAACUCCUAGCACAGGCGGGGGAGACGUCGACACGAACACGCCGAACAGAUUGCAUAAUGACACUGGACAUGAGCGAAUGCUGGCGUCAAGAAAGGUUGUGGACGAGUUAGAAAGCAGGGCCAGCAAAGUCAAGAUCGAACCACGGGAGCCUCGGGAGGAGGAAAUCGUGCGGCAAACUGGGGUCCAGAAGGAGGGACAGGUGCAGAGAUCAACUCCUAGUACAGCGGGGGGAGACAUCGACAAAAAUAGAUCGCUUAGGGAUACAGAGCGUGAGCGGAUGCCGGCGUCAGGAAAGGAUGUGGACAAGUUGGAAGGCCGGGCCGGCAAAGUCAAGAUCGAACCACCGGCUGAUUCCGAGGAGGAAAUCGUGGGGCAAUGUGGGGUCCACGUCGAGCUGCAUCGCAAGGAAGCGCCAACUGAUUUGCGAGAGAAGGGUCCUAAGAAGAAUAAGGAGAGUGGGACAGUAAAGAGGGUCCUGCAGCUGGAGAAGGUGAUCCGCGAUUUGAAGGAGGGUAGGGCCGCAGCAGCAAAAGAGCUCGAGGAGUCGAAGCGGAGGAUUGAGGAGUUGCAAACUGCCUUGAGCAAGGAAGUAAGCAACCGGCGGAUCACAAACGAUUCACGAGUACGGCUAGUGAAGAGAGUUCUAGACCUGAGGGAGGGCAAAGAAAGACUGACCGGCACUUUGAAGAGGUUGAGGGUGAGGUAUCGGGAGGUAGAACAGAGAUUAGAAAAACAGCUAGGCGUAUCGGAAGUGCGGGUGUUCUCCCUCGAGGAGCUCGAGGAUGCCACGAACGGCUUUCAUGCGAACCGAAAGUGCGAUAUUGGGGAUCUGUGCGGAAGUUUUUACCGUGGUAGACUGAGUGACGGUACUCCUCUUCUCAUAAAGAAGGUAACGGCGGCAAAUAUGCAGCGGAUGGACGCUGUCACGUUCAAGAUGGCGGUGGUCGACCGCGUAAGAACUCUGCGCCACCCGCAUCUUCUAACUCUGCUGGGUGCCUGCUACGAAAGGAACUAUCUCGUCUACCGGCACGACGCAAAAGGCACCGUCAAGGACUGGAUGGUACCCGGCGGAGGAGACGUGGAGAUGCGCCGAAGCGAAGUCCUUUCAUGGUACGUCCGCUUCCGCGUGAUGGUCGAGGUCUCGCGCGCUCUGUUCUUCCUUCAGUCCAAUGUAUUGCCGUCAGGUAAGCCCUUCAUCCACCGUCUCAUCAAGCCGGCCAACGUUCUCCUAGACCACAACUUUGUGGCGAAGAUCGGAGGCGUCGAGCACGCGCUGCUUUCCGCUCAACAGUUUGCCGAUUCUUCAGGAGGAGGAGGAGGAGGAGGAGGAAUUGCAACUAGUACUAGUCACUGUGGAGGGAAUCAUUCUCUAGGUGCAUUCCUCCUGGACAGUAACUCGCAGUAUAUGGCGCCGGAAUGCUUCCGAUCCAAAGUCUUCGACGAGAAGACCGAUAUCUUUGCGCUUGGCAUCACGAUUCUGGAGAUGCUGACAGGAAAGUUCUGGGAUGCGCGGGAGACAGUUGAAGGCGCUAUGGAAGAUCCGGCGACUUUUGAGAAGAUUUUAGACCCCAAGGCCGGCUGUUGGAACGUUGAAUUGGCGCGAGAAGUAGCGAAAUUGGGGUUGAGUUGCGCCAGUUUAGACAGACGAAAUCGACCGAGCAUGAUGGCCAGUGACGUGGGCAUUUUACCAGUGCUGGAAGGGGUCGCGCGGAAGGCAGAGCUCAAGACGUCAGGAGGUAGCGAAGAAGGAACUUCGUGAACUGGUUCCCAUGUGACAGCCCGGGACCUAGUGAGGGCCUGUUUACUCCGGGGGGAAAUUUAAGGUGUUUGUCGG
Chara braunii is the source of this 3489-nucleotide messenger RNA. The record is from the annotation of a GenBank genome assembly. Lineage: Eukaryota; Viridiplantae; Streptophyta; Charophyceae; Charales; Characeae.